Knipowitschia caucasica is the source of this 3555-nucleotide messenger RNA. The record is from the annotation of a GenBank genome assembly. NCBI's taxonomy places the organism in Eukaryota, Metazoa, Chordata, Actinopteri, Gobiiformes, Gobiidae.
AUGAAAGAAAAGGUAGAUAAAGAACUGGAGCGCCUGGAAAAGGAUGGCGUCAUCAGCCCUGUGAAGCACAGCGAGUGGGCUGCUCCAGUGGUCCCUGUAACCAAGAAGGACGGUGGACUCCGCUUGUGUGGCGACUAUAAGGUAACUGUGAACCUGGCUACAAACACUGAAACGUACCCACUACCACGCAUUGAAGAGGUUCUGGCAGCAUUAUGUGGGGGGAAGAUAUUCUCUAAAAUCGACCUGGCAGCCGCGUACCAACAAGUCCUUCUAGAUGACGAGUCAAAAAAGAUCAUGGAGAACGUGAUGAGAGACCUCAACGUCCUGGUUUACUUGGAUGACCUGCUAGUGAUGGGCAGGGACGAAGCUGAGCAUCUGCUGAACCUGGACAGAGUUCUACAGCGGCUACAAGAAAACGGCCUGAGAGUAAAAAAGUCAAAGUGUGACUUUGGGAAAACACAAAUCGAGUACCUAGGUCACAUGUUGGAUGGAAAAGGAGUUUACCCUUCUAAAGACAAGGUCAGAGCCGUGCAUGAUGCUCCAACGCCCACAAACAUCAAAGAGCUCAGGGCUUUCCUAGGGCUAGUGAACUACUACGGUCGCUUUUUGCCGCAGCAAAAGCAAAUUGUCACAGACAACGCCACGACCUUCAUGUCAGAGGAGUUUCAGCUCUUCAUGAAAAGGAACGGUAUCCUUCACACAACUGGUGCACCGCGGCAUCCAGCUACCAAUGGCCUCGCUGAGAGGUAUGUUGCUACAUUCAAAGCAGGCAUGAAGAAGCUGGACGGAGAGGACUUGAAUGUUGAGGACAAGGUCUCACAUUUCCUACUGCGGUAUCGCAGAACUCCCAACAGUGCGACUGGAGAGUCACCCGCAGAUUUGCACCUAAAGAGACAUGUGCGUUUGCGGUUGGAUUUCCUAAGGCCAAACAUCGCCAUGAGGGUACGGAGGAGGCAGUAUCAGCAGAAGGAGGAGCACGACAGUCGGGCUACCGAGAGACAGUUUGAUGUGGAUGAUCCUGUGUAUCUACGCAAUACUGCAGGUGAUAAACCCAAAUGGAUCCCUGGAGUAGUUACACAGCAGACAGGUCCGGUGUCGUACCGGGUGCAGGGAGAGACAACUGACCAAGUGUACAGACGUCACGGAGACCAGUUGCGACCUCGGUAUCCUCAGGAGGUUUCAGACCCAGAGCCUCUAGGAGCAACUCAGUCAGCGGAUCAGGAGAGUAACCUUGCUGGGCCAGUCUCCACAGCACCUGCUCCACAACCGUUUACGGAGGAGAGUGAACGCAGGCGCGCGUUCUUCGCCGCUACAGCGCCCCGUCCGGACUCCUCUCAGGACGAGGAGUCUGUGACUGACUGGGCCCCCCUCGACCUCCCACCCGUGCCCGCGGAGUGGGGUGACUGCGAGGACGGAGAGGUGUCGGAGGUCGGCUCUCUCCUCACGCUGGACGAGGUGGUGUCCAACCCGGAGCCGGACCGCUUCCCGCUGGACCACAUGCCUGGGCUCUACUCCACGGCGGCGGCCAUCAUGGAUGCCCCCCUGCCACCGCAACCGAACCAGAGGGUGGAGGACUUCACCUCUGGUUACGCCACCACUCGAGGGAGGAGGAGAGCGCAGCCCACGUUGUGCCCGCGUAUGGACCCGAUCGUCCAUUACGCGACACUGCUCUCCCACCCCUUCAUCUGCUCUGCAUGGGAUAGAAAGGGCUUUGUGGGCUCAGUGGGUUACACAGCCUCCGCAGACACAGCCACAGCCUCCACAGACACAGCCUCCACAGACACAGCCUCCACAGACACAGACACAGCCUCCAAAGACACAGCCUCCACAGACACAGCCACAGCCUCCACAGACACAGCCUCCACAGACACAGCCUCCACAGACACAGCCUCCAAAGACACAGACACAGCCUCCAAAGACACAGCCUCCACAGACACAGCCUCCACAGACACAGCCUCCACAGACACAGCCUCCACAGACACAGACACAGCCUCCACAGCCUCAGCCUCCACAGACACAGCCUCCACAGACACAGCCUCCAAAGACACAGACAUAGCCUCCACAGCCUCAGCCUCCACAGCCACAUCCACAGACACAGACACAGCCACAGCUUCCACAGACACAGCCUCCACAGCCUCAGCCUCCACAGACACAGGCACAGCCACAGCCUCCACAGACACAGCUUCCACAGACACAGCCUCCACAGCCUCAGCCUCCACAGACACAGGCACAGCCACAGCCUCCACAGACACAGCUUCCACAGACACAGCCUCCACAGACACAGCCACAGACACAGACACAGCCACAGCCACAGCCGCCACAUCCACAGCCUCCGUCAUGGCUCUGCUGCUCAGGUCUCUCUGUGUCCUGACCCUUCUUGCCUUCAGCUCGGCCCAGAGAGCUCCACAGCAGCGGCAGAUCCACACUAUCAGGCCUGGAGCCUCUGGCAGACCUGACCGACUGGACCCACGCAGUGCAGAACCUCCUGAAACCAAAACUUUCCAACGGACUCAUGAGGAGCAACGCACGCCACGACGCACGCAGCAGGGAGCGCGACUCGGGAACCACCUGACUCUGGGUAGAAGCACUAACAAAGUUACUUCCAACUGCAGAAACCGUCCCAUUGACCUGGUCUUCGUCAUUGACAGCUCUCGCAGCGUGCGUCCUUCUGACUUUGAGAAAGCCAAACAGUUCCUCCAGGACAUGGUGGAGACGAUGGAGAUUGGCUCCGACAGCACCAGAGUGGGUUUGGUCAACUACGCCAGCACCGUCAAGAUUGAGUUCCUGCUGAAAACCUACUCAGAUAAGACCGCACUCAAAACAGCUCUGUCCCGAGUGGAGCCCCUGGCCUCGGGUACCAUGACGGGAAAAGCCAUCAAGACCACGAUGGACCAGGCUUUCACCGCUGAGGCUGGAGCCAGAAUGUCUUCCAAGGACAUUGCCAAAAUCGCCAUCAUAGUGACGGACGGACAUCCCCAGGACAGCGUGGAGGAGGUGUCCGCAGCAGCUCGGGCUUCAGGGAUCGAGAUCUUCGCCGUUGGAGUGGGACGAGCCGACCUGACGUCCCUGAGGCUCAUGGCCAGUCCUCCUCACGACGAUCACGUCUUCUACUCAGAAACUUAUGGAGUCAUAGAGAAGCUCAUGUCCAAAUUUAGUGAAACUCUGUGUGGUAAGAAUGAUGAGGGGAGUGCGGAUGGCUCUAUGGUUGGUGAAACGGAUGAGUUUGGCCUAGGUGUGGAUCCCUGCGGUGGCGGCCAUGACUGCCAACAUGUCUGUGUCAAUAACGGCAGCUCCUUCUCCUGCAAGUGCCGCUCUGGCUUUGUCCUGAACCCGGACAAGAAGACAUGCUCACAUCAGAAAACCUGCUCACGUGAGGCCUUAGGAUCCUUAGGGAAUGCUUGUGCCAACGGACAUGACUGUCAGCACAUAUGCGUGAACAACGAGAGCUCGUACACGUGCACGUGCUGGCCUGGAUACGUGCUGAAUGUGGACCAGAAAACAUGCUCACUCCCCAAGAGCGGAGUUUCAACAAGGCCAAUGUUUUUGUUUCUAUAA